AAAAAAAUGCCAAAUUCCACGCAUUGGACACCAGCACUAAGCUAUUCUGUUUUGGUUGUCGACAGCAUCACCCUAAUCACAGGUCUUCCCGCCAACCUGCUGGCUCUCUACACUUUGAUCCAAAAGAGGCGGCCAACAUGACCUGGACCACGGCCUUCUGGCUUUGUCCACUCUCAGGAUUCAUUUACUUUAGCACCAUUCACAACAGCACCUUGCUUUUAACAGCUAUUAGUGUGGAGCGCUAUUUAGGAGUAGCCUUCCCCAUCAAGUACAAACUUAAGCGAAAUCCCCGAUAUGCUAUUAUUGCUAGUGUCUUCUUUUGGGUGCUUUCCAUGGGCCAUUGUAGUAUUGUCUACAUUGUGGAGUAUCAUAACAAAAGCAAUGAUAUGACCAACAGGAACUCCUGCUACAAGGAGUUUAGCAAGGAGCAGCUGGACCUUCUCUUACCUGUCCGUUUUGAGUUGUUCAUUGUCCUCUUCUGCAUACCUUUUCUCAUCUGUUGCUUCUGUUACAUUAACUUUGUCAUCAUCCUGUCUCGCUUGCCAAACAUCAACCCUCGGAAACGCUCCAGGGCCAUUCGGCUUGCUGUAGUCACCCUCCUGGUUUUCAUUAUCUGUUUUGUCCCAUUCAAUGUGUCCCAUGUGGUGGGUUUUAUUAGAUGGCAGAGUCCACCUUGGAGAGUCUACACAGUACUACCUAGCACCUUUAAUGCCUGCUUGGACCCCUUUGUCUUUUAUUUCUCUUCAUCAGCAGUUCGGGGGACUUUCAACCAAGUAUUUCAACGGGUCCUCAAUUGGCUACAGAGUUCCUUUAGGCAGAAAUUCAACUGUAUGCAGUUAGGCCGUGCUAAUGUUUAUGAUGAGAGAACACAGAGUUCCAAUGAUAUUUCUCAUUAAAGUCUAGAUUCACAGAUAGGCACAUACUGUAUUUUCAUUAGUGCUCUUAUUGGGAGUCUCUUUACAACAAUGUCACAGAGAAAUACUGCAGUUGGUGUUGGCGGAUAAAUUAUUGAUGGCCAGCAUAAUGCUGUUCAUAAAAGGUAACCAUUACAAUUCAUAAAUACUGAACCACCGAAACCACGCAGUCCCUUGGAUUGUUAAUCAUAUACUUUGAACAUUAACUGAGAUAUUAGGAUCAUUUAUUUCACAUUUUAAUAAAUAUUAUUAAUACGGCAACAUUUGUUGAUGACACAUUGUGCCUUAAAUAAUUAUACAUUUUAUAUAUGGAAAAAUGGGGACACGGUGGUGUAAUGGUUAGCACUGUCGCCUUGCACCUCCAGGGUCCAGGGUCGAUUCCCGUCUCUGUGUGCAUGGAGUUUGCAUGUUCUCCCUGUGCUUGGUGGGUUUCCUCCCACAAACCAAAGAUAUUCAGGUUAGGCUAAUUGGCGUUCCCAAGUUGUCUGUAGUGUGUGUGUGUGCCCUGCAAUGGAUUGGCACUCUGUCCAGGGUGUACCCUGCCUUGUGCCCUAAGCCCCCUGGGAUAGGCUCUAGGUUCCCGCGACCCUGAAUACAAAACAAAAUAAGCAG
Molecule: messenger RNA, 1526 nt
Organism: Clarias gariepinus (North African catfish)
Lineage: Eukaryota; Metazoa; Chordata; Actinopteri; Siluriformes; Clariidae
Product: free fatty acid receptor 2-like
Exons: 2
Coding region: 138-896 (252 amino acids)
Biological process (GO): G protein-coupled receptor signaling pathway; cellular response to fatty acid
Cellular component (GO): plasma membrane
Molecular function (GO): G protein-coupled receptor activity
Source: RefSeq, a predicted model, not a curated record